CGACACUUGAAGUUUACUGCAGCUUUUUAGACAUUGAUACUUUGACUUUCAGAUCAAAGUAAAACACCAAGCUGUUUAUACUUCGAUCCAAUUGUUGAUUAUCUUAGUUCUGUUGGAAUCCAUUUGAUUUCGGCCCUACUUCUUUUUCCACAGCAGCCGAAUCAGCUGGUUUGAGACAUGACAGCGUCUCCGGAAACUGACGCCAUGCUGGCGUCUACAUCAUACCCACCAGCGUCAAAGUCUCCUGACCAACUCACGUAUCAAGAACAGCUCCUGAGGAUUGCUCGUCAUCUGCCCUGUGAUGAAUGCAAUGCCGGAGAUUGUACAGGUUGGCGACCAGAAAUUUCUUCAUUCACUUUGGAUAACAUGGGAGGACAAUGUGAGUGUGGACACGCUAUCUCGAGUCACGUCGAUGGAGAGCAAGAUAUGGAACGACGCCUUAGAGUAGCCACCAGAAUUGAUGAAUUAUUGGAGGAAAAGGAUAAACUAGAUGAUUUCGACUAUGUAGAUGAGGAUAUAUUAUCUUUAAGAAAACAAAUGGUGCAUAAUGCCGAACGCGCUCCAUCAGUGGACUCUUUGUCCUCUGCUUCCACACCCUCUUCCAUCGAAGGAGGCGACGACAGUCCCAUUGCAGAUAGGGCUGACGACAUAGACGAGCGACCAUCAAAGCGACGGCGGUCUAGUCAUGAAGAUGCUGAAGAAGAUGCAUCACAUGAUGAGGAUGAAGACGAAGAAGAGGAGGAAGAAGAAGAAGAAGAAGAGGAUGACGAUGAUGAAGAAGACGAAGAAGAAGAAGAGGAUGAAGAAACCGCAGGUCAAGAGCAGGCUGACGAAGAAGAGGAUGAUGACGACGAUGAGGAAGAAGAUGAAGAAGAGCAAGAAGUACAUGAAGCCACUCAUAAGGAUGACGAAGACGCAGCGGACAGCGAUGAACACAUGCCUCAAGCCGAGACCGCUGAAGACGAAUCACACUGGGAUGACGAUACCACUGAAAAGGUGGAAUCGACCAAUGACCGCCAUAACGACUCAAGGAUGGACAUAGACUCUCCUAACACAGACAAUGAACCAAAUCACGAAAAAGGUUUAGAAAAUGGCUACGAUGAUGACGAUCAUGAAGUUAAUGGCGAUGCCACAACGGUAAAUCAUAUAAAAGUCGAAAACAUGGAGAAUGAUCGAUUACUGGACAACGAUGAAGAUCACAAAGUGAAUGGAGUCGAUGCAGACGAGAAUGAAAGUGUAAAUGAGGACAAUAGCAGCCAGUCAAUUGAAGACAGUAAGGCUGCUGCUGAUAGAAAAGAAAGUAUAUCUGUCAUAGAGGAACGACGAGGAGAGAUAGAGUUCCGAGUGGUGAAGAACGAUGGUGCGCCUGAAAGUAUGAUACUCUUGACUGGUCUCAAGAAUAUUUUCCAGAAACAGCUUCCCAAGAUGCCCAAAGAGUAUAUCGCGCGUCUUGUUUAUGACCGUAAUCAUUUAAGCAUGGCAUUAGUAAGAAAGCCUCUGAAGGUCAUUGGUGGCAUUUGUUAUCGUCCUUUUGAUAAACAAGAGUUUGCUGAAAUUGUGUUCUGUGCUAUAUCAUCCACUGAACAAGUCAAGGGAUAUGGCGCGCAUUUGAUGAAUCACCUCAAGGAUUAUAUAUCUGCCAAUACCAACAUGCGACAUUUUUUGACAUACGCUGAUAAUUAUGCUACGGGCUAUUUUCGAAAACAGGGUUUUACGACGGAAAUCACUCUUGAUCGUCAUAAGUGGGUUGGAUACAUCAAGGAUUAUGAAGGCGGUACUAUCAUGCAGUGCACGAUGGUACCACGAGUAAAGUAUUUAAAGGUGUUUGAAAUCUUGUCAGCACAGAGAAAAGCAGUUCUGGAGAAAACGAAACAAUAUUCAACAUCUCAUAUUGUGCACCCUGGUAUCAAGAUUCCAUUGCACGAAGAUGGAACUAGGUCAAUAGAUCCAUUAAAAGUUCCCGGAAUACCCGAAUCCGGAUGGACCCCAGAAAUGGAUAUCAUUCCUAGUCGUCCACAGCGACCCCCUCACUUUAAUCAAAUGCGACAUUUGGUCACUGAAUUAUCAACGCAUCGCGAUGCUUGGCCAUUCCAACAGCCUGUCAAUGGCGAUGAAGUUACUGACUAUUACGAGGUUAUCAAAGAGCCUAUGGAUUUAUCUGCCUUGGAAGCUAAUGUUGAAAACGAUGUCUACUCUACUAUGGAUAUGUUUAUCAAGGAUGCCCAAAAGAUUUUUGAUAAUUGCAGAACUUAUAAUGCGGAAACUACGAGCUAUGCAAAAUGUGCCACCCGAUUGGAACGUUAUUUCAAGGAACGUGUCAAAGUUUGGUGCAAUACUGAAUGAGUAGUAGCACACAAAGGAUAUGUUCAUACCAUUUUUCUUUAUUUCCUUCUUGUACAGCACCAUCACCAUCUCCUUUUCUUUUUUUUAAUAUAUAAACUCGUGCAAAUACAUUACUUUAUAUAUCAAAACACUUCACUCCCUGAGUGAUAACUUCGCCG
Messenger RNA from Umbelopsis ramanniana AG, 2501 nucleotides. RefSeq lists its product as uncharacterized. The transcript has 12 exons. Gene Ontology annotation, molecular function: protein binding; histone H3 acetyltransferase activity. Gene Ontology annotation, cellular component: histone acetyltransferase complex. The coding region runs from base 178 to 2343 and encodes 721 amino acids. Gene Ontology annotation, biological process: positive regulation of transcription by RNA polymerase II; chromatin remodeling. NCBI's taxonomy places the organism in Eukaryota, Fungi, Mucoromycota, Umbelopsidomycetes, Umbelopsidales, Umbelopsidaceae. The record is from RefSeq and is a predicted model, not a curated record.